Messenger RNA from Momordica charantia (bitter melon), 1598 nucleotides. Its product is annotated as putative E3 ubiquitin-protein ligase XERICO. NCBI's taxonomy places the organism in Eukaryota, Viridiplantae, Streptophyta, Magnoliopsida, Cucurbitales, Cucurbitaceae. The record is from RefSeq and is a predicted model, not a curated record.
AAUCCUCCUCUAGUGGCAGUUUGUAACUUGUAAAGUUGGUAACUUUGAUCCAUAAGUGGCUGUACCUGCUGUCUCAGACCAAUCCAUCGCAUCCCACAAGGAGAAAAACAGAAAAGAGAGGAAGAAAAGGAAACCCCAUGAGAUGAAAAAGUUUUUCAAAGGGGGGAAGGGGUAAACUCAGCUGCCUCACCUCAUGAUAUAAAGUAACCAUGGUUGGGGUUUUGGGGGUGUGGCAGAGUGUGGCAGAAGAGACAGAAAUGUAACCAGGGUUAGGAACGUGGGUUAGUCUCCUUCAGAAGCGGAGAGGUAGGUUUGGGGUUGUCUGAGAAGUUUACAGGAGGAGGCUGCUGUGUAUAAAACCAUCUAGGAGACUAGAGACCCUUUGUCAUUAACAAAACAUACAAAAAGGAAAAAUGAACCUCACCGAUUCUUUGAACCUCUCUCUCCUCUCAUCUCAUGAUCUCUGAGCUCUUCCAGUUCCUGCUCAUAAUCUCUCACCUCUCCACGGCAUGCCUCAGAAAUUCUGGUACUGUCUCCUCUCCUCUCUUCCUUUCUUUUCUUGCUCGCGCACAAUCUGGUAAAUUGGGAUUAUGAUCUUUGUUUCAUUUGCUGUCAUGGGUUCUGGGUUUUCUUUCUGAAUUUGCAAGGAUGAGUUCUGGAUCCCUUGGAUUCUUCUGGGAAGUUUUGGAUUUGAUCCGAGAAGGGAUCAGAUAUCAACAAAAGGAUCGUACUGCAGAACCUUUUGAAAUCAGAACCGUGACUUGUUUACAUUCCACUGGUCUUCGUUUCAUUUGAGCUGAUUCCAGUUCUUCCUAUUUCAAGACUUAUUUUCUACCUAAAAUUUUGAUCAAAAUGGGCCUCUCCAGCCUUCCUGCCCCGUCUGAAGGUGUACUGGGUGUGAUCCUUGUAAAUACAGCCCUAUCAAUUUCCAUCUUCAAAGGUUUAGUUCGAUCGAUUCUCCAUGUUGUUGGCAUCCAUCUCUCGUCGCCUACAUCGUCAGCAGACUCCAUGGAGAAUGCUCCUGAAUCUGUAGAGUUCCGUCUUAACCCGAAUGGAAGUUACAUUGAAGAGUUCCGCAGCCGGAUCCCAGCAAUUCUGUACGACAAAGUUCACAGCUGCAAAUGGCUAGAACAGGACUGCUCAGUCUGCCUAACCCAGUUUGAACCUGAAUCAGAGAUAAACCAUUUAUCUUGUGGCCAUCUUUUCCACAGAGUGUGCUUGGAGAAGUGGCUGGACUACUGGAACCUUACAUGCCCACUGUGCCGGACUCCAUUAAUGCCCGAAGAAGAGACAGCUUCCUGCUUCUGGUGAGCCUUAUGAAUGAAUAAGGUGGUUGAGGAAUUCCACUAUAUGUACAGCAGCAACAUAGUGUAUAGCUAAUCUUAAAAGUGCAUCCGCAGGCCAUGGCAUUUGUACCUUUCAUAUGCAUGAGGAGUUGAAGCGUGAUGAGUGUGAAUGGGUCUCAGACCCCUAGUUUCAUUGUAAAUAUGAAGCUUUCUGUCCCUUUUUUAGCAGUCUUGAAACUGACUUUCACAUUUUGAGUUGAUGUAGCUAAUCACCUUUUGCUAGCAGCCCGAGUCAUCUAGUUUUCCUGCUGA